AUGUGCCUUAUUUCUCUCAAGCCUGCGGUGUGUGAUCACCAAUAUUGUCUCUCUUUUUAUGCUACAGUAGGAGGUAUGCCUUAUGGCUGUAGUGAAGAUCAAUAUCUCUCUAUAAUAAAUUAUCAAAACGACGUCCUUUCAGACAUCGUUGCCUAUAAUUCAAAAUGUUUAGAGAGAGUUGGUUCAUUUUUCAAUGAGGUGAAAUCUCUAGGGCGUUUUCUCUCAAAUACAAGGCAUAAGGAUCUAGUUAUGGAAACAAGCAUAACUAGUGAGCAGAUUUUCUCAAAAGAAAACAAUUAUAAAUAUGAGUUAAAAUUAGUGGAAAAAUUCCCAGAAGUGUUGUAUAAAGAGCGAGGGUUUUCGCUAAAAGCUUAUGUCCAGGAUAGAUCAGGGAAGCCAGUCUACCUUCAUAAAUAUCCGAGAUUUAGAGUUUUUCUCUAUUCUAUGGAUAGAAAACCAAAACUAAUGGACUUGAAUGUUGCAGGGAAAAAAGUGCUAAGAGGGACCAUGGAGUCAGAAAUGAAGGAAGACUCCACCAUUUACUUCAAAAAUUUGGUAAUAAAUGAGGUCAGUUCCCACUACACAAACGAUGCCUUUCGGAUUGUAGUGGCUAAUCUCAAUUCUUCGUCUGUAAAGCCACUUAUAUUAAAUGGGAUUCCUGUUAGAGCUAGAAGAUUAACGUAA
Messenger RNA from Blepharisma stoltei, 684 nucleotides. The record is from the annotation of a GenBank genome assembly. NCBI's taxonomy places the organism in Eukaryota, Ciliophora, Heterotrichea, Heterotrichida, Blepharismidae.